AUCACCACAAUUAUUAAUAAGACUGCACAGAGGGAUUCAUUUAUUUGGGAUCAAUGCCCACAAAUGAAAAUGGUGAUAGUACAAAAUCAAUAACGCGAAACUCAACAAAUAAUACGGAUAGUGUAAAUGAUAUUAUAAAAGACGUAUGUGUUAAAGUUAAAGUCGAAGAAAGAGGAUUAUCAAAUGCAGAGGAGAUAUUGGUUGAUUUUGUAAAACUUGCUUUUAUUGAGGAACUGAAAGGACAAAAUGCAAGACGCUGGCGUCGAGAAACCACAAGAAAUGGACACCAAACCCCCUCUAAAUAUUCUCCAAAUCAGCUGGUGUAUAGUGAAUUUUUUAGUUUAUUUGACUUUAUUGUGUCGAUCUUGUAUGGUGCUAAUGAAAGUGGUAUCAAAUUUGACUUCAUUGUAUUGGACCUUCAUCGCAAUGUGAAUGUGAAGAAUGAGUCAACUUUUGGAUGGCGUCCCUUCCUAGUACUUCAGCAAAAUCACAUCAAUCAUCAGGUAUUCACCACGCAUCCACUACUGAGGGGUUUCCGUGAUUGGGGAUUGCACACAUCUCAGUUCUGGACGUGUGGUAUACUAUGUUGGGGGGCUAUCGUACUGACCGUACUCCUUCUGCUGUGUGUUAUCGUUGCCAGCGUUGCGGCCGCACUGCUUUUUAGGAAUUAUCUACUUAAAAAACGCUUAUCGAAAGGGCCGAAUAAAAUUGUGCUCUCACCAUCAGAUUUUGUGUUUCCGGUAGAUUCGAGACGGGUUGAUGAAGGGAUUGAGGCAAUGCUUUGUUGCUGGUUACAGCAACUUCAGGAAUUUGGUGGACCAGAGGUUGACAAGCCGGAUUUGUUAAAAGGAUCCAUUGGUUCUUUGAAAAAUUUGGGCUUAACCACUACGGCCAAAAAUAAUUCUGGUUCCGGAAGUUUAGCAAGACAUCAUACAGUAAUUGAUUGAGAGGCCCGAUACAACGGUGAUCUUGUGCAAUUGAAGGAAAUUCCUUUAAUGGCGGUGACAGAAUUAAAAACAAAAGCAAUGGAUAUUUUGAUGACGGCUCAUGGGCUUCGACAUGAGAACAUCAAUCCACUUAUAGGUUGGCUAAGUGACGCAAAUCGAACUGCAAUGGUUUUCGAAUAUUGUUCGAGAGGAUCUUUACAAGAUGUUCUUAUAAUGGACGAUAUUAAAUUAGACUGGUCGUUUCGUUUAAGUCUACUAACUGAUCUUGUUAGGGGUAUGAGAUAUUUGCACUCAUCACCUUUGCGAGUUCAUGGUGGUUUAUCGUCAAGAAAUUGUGUUGUCGAUGCCAGGUGGGUCCUUAAAAUCACAGACUAUGGCUUACCGAGUUUUUAUGAAGCCCAAGGUAUUGUGAUGCCAUCUAAAUCACCUAAAGAGCUUUUAUGGACUGCACCAGAAGCUUUGCGGAACACAAAAGGAUAUUCUAAACAUGGCACUCAACCAGCGGACGUAUAUUCAUUUGGAAUAAUAAUGCAAGAGGUCGUUGUGAGAGGAGAACCCUAUUGUAUGCUUUCUCUAUCACCUGAAGAUAUUAUAACAAAAAUAAAACGCCCUCCACCCUUAAUACGGCCAUCAGUGUCUAAGGGAGCUGCACCACCUGAAGCUAUAAAUAUUAUGCGUCAAUGCUGGGCCGAAAUGCCUGAUAUGCGACCGGACUUUAACACAGUGUAUGAACGCUUUAAACAACUCAACCACGGACGUAAAGUGAAUUUUGUUGACACCAUGUUUCAAAUGCUCGAGAAAUAUUCGAACAAUCUGGAGGAAUUGAUCCGAGAACGUACAGAGCAACUCGACAUAGAACGAAAAAAGACUGAACAAUUAUUAAAUAGAAUGCUACCAAGUUCUGUUGCGGAAAAACUGAAAAUGGGCCUGGCUGUUGAUCCUGAAGAAUUUUCGGACGUUACUAUAUACUUUAGUGAUAUCGUUGGCUUCACAACCAUCGCUGCUCACUGUAGUCCAGUUCAAGUGGUUGAUCUCCUUAAUGACUUAUAUACGUGUUUUGAUGCAACCAUAAAUGCUUAUGAUGUCUAUAAGGUGGAAACUAUAGGCGAUGCAUAUAUGGUUGUAAGUGGACUCCCGGGACGAAUUCCCGAUCAUGCGGAACAAAUAGCAACCAUGGCGCUCGAUCUACUUCAUCAAAGUGGUUUGUUUAAAGUGAAACAUUUACCAAAUGUACCACUUCAGCUACGCAUUGGACUUCAUACGGGACCCUGUUGUGCUGGUGUUGUGGGACUUACUAUGCCGAGAUACUGUCUAUUUGGGGAUACAGUGAAUACAGCAUCUCGAAUGGAGUCAACAGGUUCUUCAUGGCGAAUACAUUUGUCAGAAGUCACACGAGAUAGACUAGAGAAAGCGGGAGGAUAUACCUUAGAGCCACGUGGUCCAAUUGAGAUUAAAGGAAAAGGACUUAUGAAUACAUAUUGGCUUCUUGGAAAAAAAGGAUUUGAUAAGCCUCUUCCCAGUCCACCACCAAUUGGAUUUGAUGAUACACUUAUAAGAAACGCAAUGAAUGAUUGUUUAGGAGAUAUUUCUCAAAUCCGUGACGAUAUAAUGAUACAAAGAACUAGCGUUGACCAAACAGCAAUUGAAAUAGCAGACGUAAAAGUUGAGAUCACACCUCCGGUAGCACCUGAAUUUCCCUCUGCGACUAUGUCUGCAUCAACAUCUCUAGAAUCGUCAACCAGUGGUUUUAAUUUGAAUAUAAAUGUACCAGAGUUCCCUCUAAAAUCUACUACAACAGUAAGCCCAAAUCAAAGGAAAAUGUCAGAAUUCGGACCAGAUGGCCUUUUGAAUCCUUCUGCAUUCAAUCGUCUAAGUUCUUCAUCAGCAUCUUCAGCACGACUGUUUAAAAAAAUCGAGGAAAUGAUGGACUUGAGCUCUCCUUACAAUCAUUAUCGGUGCCUUAGUCCGAGCGAGAGUAAUUUACUACAGUGCAGUGGGGAUCUGAAGGCACCUUUUGGAAAAUUUCACGAAAUGGGUAAACCUGGAUCCAGUAGACUAUUGCGUCGACAGUUUAGUCUUGAUAAAGAUGAUGUGAGUGGACAAGGUGGAAGUCGCGAGGGUCCAAAGUACAGUAUUGAUAGCGGAGAUUGUAGAAGUCAAAUAAGUGGGCAAUUGUCUAAAGCUGCCAUGCCUCGUAUACAUAAACAAAAUUCCAAUAGUUUAGCACAAGACUUAGAGAAAAUUGAGGAGAUUCCUCUUUCACCAUCCAUAUCAAUAGAUAAUAGUAAUGUGAGAAAAGAUGUCGCAGAAGCUCAAGUGGAAAAGAGAGCAGAAGAUGAUAAAAUAUUAGAUGGGAAUGGUCAUUGCGAAAUUAAUCUCAAUGUUGAAACACUUCUAUUGAGGUAGAAAAGAACUUAAAUCGUUUUAGUGUGACAGUGAAAUUGUAUAUUAUUUUUAUUAAAAUGGAAUACACCAAAAAUGUUUUAAGUAAAUGUUUAAAAAAUAAACAAUGGAAAUUCACUUUGAUUUUUAUAGAAGCAGUAGGGGAAAGUGAUUGAACAGACUCUGUUCGCUUUGUACGUAAGCCCAAGAAGUUUUGUGUUUAUGCACAGAGAGCGACAAUCAGAACAAGUGACUUCCCAACUUUAAUUGUCCAUGGAAAACAUGGGCUGCUGGUUUAAUUGUACGCAUGAUACCGUUCGCAAGACUUGUGGAACGAGUCGAAAACGAGUAGAAAUGCACGUUGGCAAUUAAUUGAGAUCAGUAGCAAAAGACAGUCAGAGCUGGUGUCUUCAUAGCUCAGUUGGUAGAGCAUUCGCCUAGAUUGCGAUAGGCCCCCAGUUCAAGCCUGGGUGGAGACAGGAAUUUUUUCCUGUCUCUAUUUGGGUUGAAUUGUUGAGUUGGGAAGUCACUUGUUCUGAUUGUCGCUCUCUGUGCAGUAGGGGAAAGUACUCUCCCUUCGAACGUUCAUGUCUUCGAAUAAUCUUAAUUUUCUUUUAGUUUUUCUAGGAGACUUACACAUUUCUAUUAAAUAUUAGUUGGCUUAUCAUCAAUUCUUGAUAAUUACGUGAUAAUUUAGUGUAAAUCUCUUACGAAAAAUAAAAAAAAAUUCCCAUUAUUCGAAUGCAUGAACGUUCGAAGGGAGAGCACUUUCCCCUAGUACAUCCACUGCAAAAUGAUGAAAGACAUUUCAGAAUAUAUUUAAGGAUACCUUGCGGUGAUUAUAUUAGUAUUCUUAAGUUAAACGCAAAUAUGACUAUGAAUUCUUCACUCAUCCCAGAUACAUACAAUAUAUUACUUAUUUACUAUAUUUUCGUUUUGCAAACUUUCAUUAAUUUUUUAUGGUAAAACUUUUAUAGAAAAAACUGUACUAUUUAAAGGCAUUAGAUAUUGUUAAAAACAUAUUGUCUCAUACAUGUUAGUCUGUAUUUAGAUAAUCAUAUUAACGGAAUGAAAUUUAUCGUAUAAUAUAUAAGUAAAAGACAAUAGUUUGGUAAAUCUCCCAAAGUAAAAUAAUUAGGAUUAUAAUAUAUAUUGUUACAAUAAUAAGUUCUGUUUUAGAAAGUCGUACAUUGAGUAUAGCGUUGUUUGCAUCGAUUGUUGCUGUAUCUGUAUUUCUUUUGCAUCAGUAUAGAUAUGUAGAUACUAAUAUAAGAUACAAUAACAUUUAAUGCAAUCGACAAUAUGUGUAAAAUUAUUACACAUUAAAUUUUAAAAUAUAAAUGUAGAUUCAAUGAAAAAAAAAUUCUGGAACACAUUUUUCGAGAAAAAUUCUGGAGAACAUUUUUGUUUCUGAUCUGCUAAUUCGAAUUCAAAGAUAAACAAAAUAUUUACAAUAAUUUUACGAUUUCGAUCAACAAAUAUUGACACAUUAAUACCUAGUGGCCUCUACACAUACACAUUAGAGAAUUUUAUGUUCAUUUUGAAACAAAUUGUCUACGCUUGUGUUGGAAAAACUGUCAAAUACGGACAUACAUUGCUCUAACGUGUAAUGGCCUCUACACACUAGAGAAAUUUAUGUCCAUAUUGAAGAGUUUUUCCCACACAUGCAAAGGGAAAUUGCUUCAAUAUAGACAUAAAUUUCUCUUGUGUGUGACACCAUAAAGGUCACAAGGGAUAAAAUUUUUAUAUAAUUUGAGAAUCUGAUGUUUGUGAUGAUGAUGAAAAACUAUACUUUAUAGUAGUAUUACCCGUAUUACUAUUAUUAAGUUUUUGGAGGCUUUUUUAUUUAAAUUCUUUUCAAUGAGCUUUAUCUUUUAGUUAAGUUUUAUUUUUAGAUAUGUAUCUGACUUUUCGUCCAUACAUGACAAUUACAUUUAUUCAUUCUUACGAGAUAUUUAAUAUCUAGAUUCAAAUUAUAUUAAAGUAUUUCUUUCUUUACCAGUUUUAGACAAAAUUGCAUUAAAAUUCAAAAUUAAAAUUUUACUCAAAUCAAUCAAUUUAAUCUCAAUUGUUAAUUAAUCAAUAAUAAAACAAUGGCAUGUGCAAUAUUGAGGUAGUUUUGCUUCAACAUUAUUAUGAUUUUUAGCUGAUUUUUAAUUAAUAAAGUGUGACCUCGAUAGAGUCAACUAAUUAUUUCCAACCCUAUUGACUUUAUUGGAUUUUUUUUUGACAUUAUUGGAAUCCGUUGUGUAAAAAAAAAUAGCUGUUGACUCUAUUGGAGAUUGACUCUAUCGAGAUCACACCGUAUUUAUGUAAUUAUUAUUUAUAUGUUAAAUAUAAAUAGGGAUGUAUUGAUAAAUUUUCCUGCUCCCCAAUUUUCUUUUAAUUUACUUAUAUUCUACUGCUCGAACUCAAGGAGAGAGCAGUUAUAUAAUCGACUUUUUUUCAACUUCUCACUGUUCUGGAGCUUAAACGGUAAGAGAUAUCAACUUCCGGCCUUCGAUGACCCCUCCUCAAAUGACAUUGUCUCGUACCCAACCUCUUUACUUCCCCCCCUCCCCUUUCGUACGUUCCCUAUCCCUCAAAAAUAGGUCAAAAAUGAGGUUUUUCCCAUUUUGCAAAAAAUUGGCCCAAGCUUUUUCAAUGAUUUUUGGAUAUGCUUUAGAGCUGGUCCUGGCGAACAUUUCGCCCAAACAUACCUAUCUCCGGAAAAUUCGCCAUUUUGAAUUAUUGAAGGUCAAAGUUCAAACACUUUGGAAGGCUCAUUUUUCAACCGAUUUGGUUAAAUUUGGAUUUUUUUGGAAAGGUACUGCAAUGUCGAACCCGGCUGCAUCGGUCUUCAUCUGUGAUGAAUCGGUUAAGUACCGAUUUUUGAAUAAUUUUACAUCCCCAAUAAUUAAUAUUCCCUAAAAAUAAUUUUUUUUUCAAUUUUCUCAAAAUUGACCCAAGCUUUUUCAAUGAUUUUCGGAUAUGUUUUAGAGCUUGUCCAGGGGAAUAUUUCGCCUAAACAUACCUAUAACCGGAAAAUUCGCAAUUUUAAAUUAUUGAAGGUUUAAAGGUCAAAUACUUUGGGAGGCUCAUUUUUCAUUUUGGUUAAAUUUGGAUUUUUUAGAAAAGUAUUGCAUAUUAGAAGCCGGCUGUAUCGGUCUUCAUCGGUAAUGAAUCGGUUAAGUACCGAUUUUUUGAUUUUGAAAUGCUUUUGUGAUUUAUGAAUCAAUUUGAUCUCUAGUAGAUCAGUUAUUCCAAAAGAUUAUGCAAAAAUCUAAUUCACGGUGAGCUCUAUCUCGUGAGUUCGAGCAUUCCGCAAAGCUGGGGACGCUUUGCUAUCUUUUUUUUACUGCUUGAAUUCCACGGAAAGAGCAGUAUAUAUAAUCCCUCAAUUUUUUCACCCCCUCAAAAUUUUCACCUUCCACUCCCCGGAGACCACUUUUCUCAAUAAAUCUUCACGUUUCAGACGAUUUUUGAGAAAUGUAGUCACGCUGUUUGUUUGUCUUUUCGUCCGAAUGUCGCCAGCUCUAGAGGCCAAACGGUAAGAUAUAGCGACUUGGGACCUUCAGGGGACCCCCCUACAAGUCGACCCAAGGAUCGUUAACAUGCCCCUCAUAUUCCCCCCCCCUGUCUCUCCCCAUCCCCUCCAAAACCAUGUUUUUUGGGCUUGCUCGAAAACGCGUCAUGUGAUUUCUUUCAUUUUAUGGAUAUGUUUUAGAGAUCACCCAGGCGGACAUUUCGUCCUUAGAUGAAAAUUGCGUUGAAUCAUUCCUAAUAACGGUUUUUCAAGGUCAAAGGUUAAAAAGACACUAGAGAGCGCAUUUAUCAAGCGAAUGGGGUCAUGUUUGGGCUUGUUGGAAAGGUCUUGGAAUUUCCUAUAAAACUGAAUCGGUUCCAAUCGGUUAUGAGCCGGUAAUGAACCGGUUCAUAGGCGAUAACUAAUUUUUAUCCAAAAAUCGAUACUUUUAAAACAAUUUUGGAAGAUUUUUGAAUGAUAUAUGAAUCGGUUCAAAUCGGUUGAGAACCGCUAGAUGAAUAUAUAUAAUCACAGUUUAACAUUUACAUGAUGCAAAACUACUUCUGAGAUAUAUAGAAUCUAAGUCACGAGUUCGAGCAUUUCUCAAAGCCUUGGACGCUUUGCCACCUUUUUAAUUUAUACGCCAAUAAAAGAUUUCUUUAAACAAAAAGUUUAGUGAUAGAGAAUUGUUUUCACUUAAAAGGAGUUAUAAAGUUACUCCUAAAUGUAAAAGAAUUCACAUAUUUAUACUACCGGAGUUCUUAUGUUAAAUAAUGCUUCAUAUGGAUUACAGAUGGUACAGAUUAUAGUUAGAGAACUAUAUUUGGCAAAUUGUUAGUAAAGUAAUCAUAUAUCUUGAAACAAGACUCGAUUCCACCGAUUAUGUUAUUAGAAAUAUAUGUGUGGAAUAUAUAUAAAAAAAUAUAACUAUAAAUUAGACGAUGUAGUCAAUCGAUACGCCAUUAAACAUUUUGUUUUGAAAAUUGAUUUUAUUCUAUAACCAAGCCAAUUAUUUUAUGCAUCAUUUAUUUACAAACAUAAAUGGAUAAAUACAAUAAUUAAUGAAGAAAAAUCACUCGACCAUUUAUUUAUUGAAUGGAAAAAAGUAUUAACAAAUUAUUAGUUACAAUUUAGUUGUUUAAACUUACAAAAUAAAAUAUCUGUAUAACAUAUACUUAUAUGAUAUAUAUAUAUAUAUAUAUAUAUAUAUAUAGAAAACACAUCUUUAGAAACGUAUAUUUGGAUGAAAAUGAAAUUUGAUAAUUUGUUGUCAAACCAGAAUCGCCAGAAUGUAAAUUAGAUAAUGUAUUUAUUUUACCUUUAAUCACAACUCACAUUGAGGUGUUUUAUAUUAUCUUUUGAUAGUUAAACUGCUGUAACUUAAACAGAAAAUCAUAAAAAUCUGUUGCAUUUUCAGCAAUCUAUGUACAUUUUUCCCAUCGAUUGUAGUUAAAGAUUGAGAAACAUAUAACGGUACGUUGGAAAAACUCACUAACAUGUAAUUUGAAAAGAGUCCUCAAAUAUUUUGUUAGAAAAUAUUUAUAAGUAGAAAAAAUGAAUGUGAAAGUUUUUAUUUUAGGAAAAUAUAAAAAAAAUCUUAUGAGUGGUUGGUAGCUGAAUAUGGAAAUUCAAAAACAUAAAGAAUUUAAAGAUAAAUCGUUGAGUUGCAUUUACGCUUUUAAAAAUGAAGUGUAAAUAAUAUUUAUCUUCAUAAAAUGUAUUGUGUCGGAAAAUGUUUGCCAAAAAUAUUGGUGACAUUAGUUGUUGUAAAAGGUCAACGUAACCUUAGAUUUUUCUAGUCAUAGAGAAAAAUAUAAGAAAAAUCCUGUCCAGAAAUAUUUUUUUGUGGUAGUAUAACAGUAACUCAAUCAACCCUGUUAGAUGAAAUAAGUCGAAAGUAAUUUUAUUCGAACGAAAAGUUAUAUCGACCUCUCAGAAUAAGAAACGAAUAACUCGCAGUAGGCGAAUUUUACAAGAGAGGGAUUUGAACGAAGCUGAGAUUUUCCAUACAGAGUAUAGGAUUUUUGAGAUUUAAAAUCUCAAUAACUUUGAAAAUAAUUAACUUUCAAUUAUAACAUUCACAGGGAAGUUAUAGGGUAUAAAGAAGUAUCCAAAAAGCGAAUAAAACGAUUUUUGUAAUAAAAAUCGAGUUGUUCGACUUAUAUUCUGACAAGUCGAUAUAUUCGAAUUUUACGGCCUAAGUCUAAUAAGAAGAAAACCUUUUAAAAUGUGCCAUGUGACAAACUAUUGUCUCUUAAUAUGUCUAUUUCUAUCUAAGUUAUAUUUUAUAUGUGUCUCAUCGGAAGUUAUAUCAUUCGAAAUAUAAAUCUUUGAAAUUGAUAAUUUGA
This is a messenger RNA of Phlebotomus papatasi, 9182 nucleotides long. RefSeq names its product retinal guanylyl cyclase 2-like. Gene Ontology annotation, biological process: receptor guanylyl cyclase signaling pathway; cGMP biosynthetic process; intracellular signal transduction. Lineage: Eukaryota; Metazoa; Arthropoda; Insecta; Diptera; Psychodidae. The record is from RefSeq and is a predicted model, not a curated record. Gene Ontology annotation, molecular function: guanylate cyclase activity; ATP binding; peptide receptor activity.